AUGGCAUAUACUUUAUGUAGUGUUUACAAGGUCGCUGUCACUCCGCUGGUGUUUACGGAAAUCUCCCUUCAACAGUUCUUCGGCUGGUGUACCAGCACGAACAGCAAAAGGCCGGAGCUGGCUCAGUCGAUGCAGUGUUUGAGACAAAAAUUCGAACAGGCGUUGGCGAAGACGUGUCGUCGGAGUUCGGAGUACGGCGCCAGUCAGAGAAGUCUGACUCCGCGCUCCGCGCUUCGAUUCUUCGUGUGCAUCGAAGUUGCGCUUUUUGAUGUACAGCCGAGCCGAAGAAAGAGCAACCGACGCGGACAGAUGAUCGAGGAAGCGUAA
Messenger RNA from Soboliphyme baturini, 327 nucleotides. The record is from the annotation of a GenBank genome assembly. Lineage: Eukaryota; Metazoa; Nematoda; Enoplea; Dioctophymatida; Soboliphymatidae.